Acyrthosiphon pisum (pea aphid) is the source of this 3069-nucleotide messenger RNA. RefSeq lists its product as uncharacterized. Gene Ontology annotation, biological process: response to oxidative stress. The record is from RefSeq and is a predicted model, not a curated record. Bases 917 to 1864 code for a protein of 315 amino acids. NCBI's taxonomy places the organism in Eukaryota, Metazoa, Arthropoda, Insecta, Hemiptera, Aphididae. Gene Ontology annotation, molecular function: heme binding; peroxidase activity. The transcript has 10 exons.
AUAAUUUAUUAAAUCCAAGUUGUGCGUCGAAAGGAAAACCGAGUGAAACUUUGUGUACAAAUAGAAUAAUUCGCGUAGGAGAGACGGGGAUGGGAAAAGUCGAAAAACGGCGUAAUGAGAGUAAAAUUUUUCGAAAAACGUUAAGUAUAAUAUUGUCGGGCGUUAAAAGCGGUGAACGGUGGGCGGUGAAGCGGCGUUGAUGACAAAAAUUGAUAAACGAUAACACAUCGACGAUGAUAACAAAAAUAACAGAAAGUUACUCUAUUAUUCGAAACUCGAGUACUUAGGUAGAAGAAAGUUCUAACAUAACAAUAUAAUAUUCGAUGUUAAUUUGUAUUUUAUUCUAUUUAAAUUUUUGCUUAUUGUCAACUGGUAAUUUUAACAAGUGUAUUAACGCAGCAUUUACUUAAAAUGUUGCUAGAAGUAUAUGACAGUUUUGAUUUCUGUGUUUGGAUUACGGUUAUUGAUUUCUGAAAUACAGUAUGCUUUACAAGAACAUUAUAUAUAUAGAUUUAUACCAGACACGGACUAUGAAUCUAAACUUACAAUUAACAUAGUCAUUACUGUUGCAUCAACUUGUGAUAGCAUAGGUGCUGAUAUUGUUGAUACAACAUGACAAAAUAUGAUGUUAUUUGGAGAAUUAAAAACUGAUGAUACUUGGUGGGAAAUGACAAAUGAACAGCAACAUAUUUCGAAAAAACGCGUGAAUUCAAUGCAUAUUUAAGAGAAGAAUAUCAUUCAAUGAAAUACAUAUUAUGGAUGUUUGAUGAUUAUAUUACAUUAAAAAAUAAAAUAUCUGUUAGAGACAAGGAUCGUAGAAGAGGUACAAGAUUAAUUCUUAUGAAAAUUGGAAGCCAGGAGCAUGGACUAUUGAUCGAUUCUCAUCUUUCCGAAGAACUGUAUUCAUUAUAUAGGCAUGCUGAAAUUAUUUCUGAAGCUUCCAUCUUUAUACGCCAUAGAGAAUGUCAAUGGUGGAGUACAAUGUGCCAUAGACUUAUCGAAAGUGAAACUAGACAAGACAUCUUUGGGUGAUAUUUGGUUGGCCAUGUAUUACAACAAAACUGUAUGCAUCGGGAUGAACUUGAAGUAUCAUAGUCCUAACGGUUCUUGUAACAAUUUGAAACGUUCCUACUCGGGAAAAGCAACCACGGCUCAUAAACGUUUGCUGUUUAGUAACUAUAUUGAUAGUUUUUAUGAAGUUUACAAAGAUUCUUUUUCGUCUUACAGACCAAGUCCUAGAAGGCUGAGCGUUGAAUUUGUCAAAGACGAGGACUCACCAGAUGACUUCAAAACGAUGGCAAUGGCGUACUGGACGAUUUUUGUAGGCCAUGAUCUAUCUCACAGGCCAAUUUCUAGAAUGAUGAAUAGUAAUAAAUCUGUAAGCUGUUGUUCAAAUAGCUGGAAAGAGCCCAUGCCUCGAGACAUAUACCACGAGUUGUGCUUGCAAGUAAUGAUACCGGAAGUUUCCGAAGAUUCUUUUUCGUCUUACAGACCCAGUCCUAGAAGGCUGAGCGUUGAAUUUGUCAAAGACGAGUACUCACCAGAUGACUUCAAAACGAUGGCAAUGGCGUACUGGAUGAUUUUUGUAGGCCAUGAUCUAUCUCACACGGCAAUUUCUAGAAUGAUGAAUAGUAAUAAUUCUGUGAGCUGUUGUAAUAAAAACCGAAUGGAACUCCGUCCUGGAAGCAUAUACCACGAGUUGUGCUUGCAAGUUGUGAUACCGGAUGAAGAUCCAUUCUUCAGAAACAGUAUUUGCUGUAUGAACUACUUGUGUUUGGGGCCAGCUGUGCGUUCUGAUUGUACUUUUGGACCCAAGGAACAAGGAAUCUAUCUCCAAAAAGAACUGUGUCUAUUUACUCAUUAAAUUAAAAAAAAUAACUAUUUAUCAAGAAUCAAGAUGAUUUAGAAUCAAUAAGGAGUUAUGUAUCAUAAAUUGGUGAUCAUAUUAUUUGUGUACAUCUGAAGUUAACUGUCUGUACGAAAAAGCGUGUCGUUACUUAUUGCGUGUGCACCAUGUCACCCAAUAAAUAUUUUGUAAUUUUAAACAUUAAAUGUAUCAUUUAAAUAAGUUAAGUAUUAAUACUAAUGGUUUAACUAACAUUGGAUAAAAGUUUUAAAAAAAAGAAAACUUUAUAUAAUGUAAGGAUGUCAUUUCUAUGAAUGUUUAAAAAUUAAAUUUUAAAAAUCAAUAUUUAUUUAAACCUUGUAAUUUAUUUCUAUUUUAAAGUUUAACAUUAAUAAUUAAUAUAAAAUUUAAGAGUUAUAAUGUUGGAAUCAGUAUUUUCAUUUUGUUCAUGUCUCAAUGUUUAGCUACCUUAAAUAUUCAAUUUUACAUACAAUAAUAUUAUCGUCAAUCAGUUUAAUAUAUUAAAUCGGUUUUUAAUCGAUAUUAGUGAGAAAAACUCAACAAUUUUGGCUUAUUCUUGUUUAGCGGCUGUAUAUUUCUCAUGCGUAACGCGUGUCGUGUUAUAAUGUAAGUUAGAACUAGAAACAAGCUAAUCGACGUUUCAAGAAUAGGCUCCCCCAGAGAUUUAAGUUAUUAAAUUUUGUAUUUUUAGAUACCAAAAAUUAUGAGUACCCUAUUUGAAUGUCAUUAAUCUUCUUUUUUUUUUUUCAUUUUUUUCAACAGUAAAACUAUUAUAAUAAAAAUAAUUUUCCUCCCCCUAAUCAUUGCAAUGAACUUUUAAAACUAAAAAUAUAAAACUGAAUAAAAAAACUGAAUACUUUAAAAGAAAUGUAUAAUUCAAGAUUAGUAACCCAAGAAAAUUAUACAAAUGAUGAACCAUCACUCAUAGGACAGUUAGUAUUUAGAAUCACAACUAACUAAAAAAUAAAAAGUUAAAAAGCAUAAAUUAACCAUAAACUAACUGAUUGUAUAUCAUAAGCCUAAUGUUAUAUAUAACCUUGCAAAAAAGAUGUUAAUUUAGAUAUAACGCCUACAUUAUUGAAUUGUUUUAAAUAUGCACCAAUAACUAGUGUAGAUGUAGAACGUAGUUUUUCUUUGUACAAACAUAUUUUAAGUAAUUAAAGAUUUAAUUUUAAUGAACAUAAUUUGAAAAUGUAUAUAAU